Molecule: messenger RNA, 1977 nt
Organism: Dissoconium aciculare CBS 342.82
Lineage: Eukaryota; Fungi; Ascomycota; Dothideomycetes; Mycosphaerellales; Dissoconiaceae
Exons: 1
Coding region: 41-1690 (549 amino acids)
Biological process (GO): mRNA splicing, via spliceosome
Cellular component (GO): spliceosomal complex
Molecular function (GO): pre-mRNA 3'-splice site binding
Source: RefSeq, a predicted model, not a curated record
CGCGACAACUAUCUUUUGAAGUAACACCAACAUCGCCAAAAUGCCGCCUCCCAACAACAACAACAACAAUCGUCCUGGCGGAAGGCUUGGAGGAUCCAGAUCUACUGGACGUCCUACCGAUCAGAAAUCCAACGAGCGCAACGAAUACAUUCCCAGCUUCAUUGCCAAAAAGCCCUUCUACAUCGACGACGCCACCGCCAGUGACUCCGAUUACCUCGAGCAUCAACGUUUACAGUCGGAAAAGAACCAUGACCCACUUGCGACAGCACAAUGGUAUGAUCGCGGAUUGACCAAAGGACCGGCGGCGACGAAGUAUCGCAAAGGCGCAUGUGAGAAUUGCGGGUCCAUGAGUCACAAGACCAAGGAUUGCCUGCAAAGGAAACGUAAGCUGGGCGCCAAGUGGACGGGGAAAGACAUUGCGGCGGAUGAAGUCAUCAAGGACGUCAAACUGGGAUGGGACGCAAAACGAGAUCGGUGGAAUGGAUUCGAGGCGGGCGAGUACCAAGAGGUGGUGGAUGAGUUUAAUGCGUUGGAGGAAUUGAAGAAAGCUGCAACGGGCGCGAAGAAGGGCACAGGAUCAAAUGAAGAUGAGGACGAGGACGGCGAAAAUGGCAAUGCGGAUGAAGGCGCCAAGUAUGAUGAGGAGACGGACAUGGGUCGCAAACAGGCAACAUCCACGCGCAACCUUCGAUUGCGUGAAGAUACAGCGAAAUAUCUCAUCAACCUCGAUCUCGACAGCGCCAAAUACGAUCCCAAGACCCGUUCCAUGGUCGCGCCACCAGAUGGCGACCCAAGCAAAAUCCUCGAGGGUGACGAAGACGGCUUCUACUCCAAGACCGCGGGCGAUGCGGGAGAAUUCGAGCGUGCGCAACAAUAUGCCUGGGAGACGCAAGAACGCGGCGACAAGAACAAAAUUCACAUCCAAGCCAAUCCGACCGAAGCUCUGAUCCUGCGCAAACGCAAGGCUGAAGAAGACCUCGCGCGUCAAGCCGCGCACAAAAAAGCCCUCACGGACAAAUACGGCUCGCAGGAGAAGAUGGGCAUCAAAACUCUGCGACCGGGCGCGGGCGACGGUGUGAACGUCGGCGACAUCACGAGCAAUGAGCGAUAUGUGGAAUACGACGAGCAUGGCCGUGUCAAAGGCCUCCCGGCUACCGAGCGAAAGGAGAAGAGCAUGUACGCCGAGGAUGUGUUCAUGAACAAUCACACUGCGGUGUGGGGAAGCUGGUGGAAGGAUUUUCAGUGGGGAUAUGCGUGCUGUCACAGCGUGUUGAAGAACAGCUUCUGUACGGGCGAAGCUGGGAAGGAGGCUGUCGCUGCGGCGGAGAAUUUCGGAAAGGGACUUAUGUUGGAGGAGCGUGUGGGAGGAAACGAAGAGCGACCGCCGGAGGACGAGGAAGGUCAAGUGGUCGCGGUGAGCCGGGAAGAUGCAUGGAAAGACGAAUCGCGGAGGGAGAAACACGUGCCUAACGGCGUUGAGCGUGACGGAAGCCUCAACUCCAAGAGCACCGCAGCUCGCGUAGAUCGCGAGGACCAGGACCAUGACGACGAAGAAGCUCGGAAACGCGCGAAGGAGUUGCGUGCGGCGGGAAUAUCCGAGGCUGAAAUGGAGAAAUAUCGACGCGAGCGGGUGGAUCGAAAUGAUCCUAUGGCUGGACUAUUGGGCAAGGAUGAACUGGUCGAUGUCUAGUUCCCCUUGCAUAUUCUCAUCUGCGCCUGCAUCAGCUGAACUUGGGAUUAUGAUCCCUGAAGAUCUUCGGUGACUUUGAGGAUUACUCCUCGGUGACAUUUCUGAGAAGGGAUGGACGCGUGGAGAUUGGAGGAUCUUCGCAUCCUCGUUCUGCCAUGCAUUGUUAAUCUCUCUAUUCCUACCUGUCUAUCAUGCAGACAGGGUAGAUCUACUGUAUAUUGUGUCUACGGCUGACGAAGCGCUCGGAGGCCAAUUUUCGUAUCGAAAGUAUUGCAUUUACCAAUGAG